GUCCCCCCCCCCCCCCCCGUCGCGUGCAUUAGUCGUCGACAUAAAGGAGUAGUCCGCGAAAUAAGAACAUGGGUCGCUACGGCACACGCUACAUAUUCUUAUUUGGCAAUUCUUUUUACGUAAUAUCAAUUUUACGUGGUUGUUUGGAAAAUAAUACAAGAAUUUUUUGCUCGACUUGCUCUAUCACCUCACGAGCGAUACUUUUAUUAUUGGACGCCCUGUAUAUGUGUAUGUAUGUAUGUGUAUGUGUAUAUAAUUUGAAUUUCUAUAUUUAAUAUAUUUCUUAUGGUAACAGUUAUCGGAUAAAAUCUAGAGCCCUGUUUUUCAAUUUUACUCGGUAUUUUAUUCGCCGAUGAAUAGGAUUGAUUCCUUUUUGUGUUGACUAAACUAUCAGAGAUAGUAUAUCAUUCAGGCUAAUUUUCGAUCGAUAUCUUCCUUAUAUCCAAAAUAUUUUAUGUCAAUCCGUUUUAGUGACAUUUUUCCUGAUUACGUUAUUUGAUUAUUUCUGUCUUUUUCUAUCCAAAAGUCUGAAUGAAGAGACUUUUUACUUAUUACUUCAUUUCGAAUGUAGAAAGUGCUACAAGUGCAGCUUGUAACGAACAGACUUAUUUUGCGACGUAUGUACAUGCUCACACAAGGCAACAGAAUGACUCUUUUCAACGAGCAAUUUAAUGCCGUGGGAUAAAUAAAUCCUGCUGAUGAAUAUCGUUAACGCAAAUCAGAAAUUCAAUAAAACCGUAAUCAAUUUUAGGCUAGCAUUUGUACCUUAAGAAUCUUAAGAACGACGUCUUCCACCGUUAUCGGUUUUACACGAAGCGGCCAUAUUGAUCAUGGACAUUAUCGGAAAACAACGGAACGUGAGCUAAUCGGUAGAGUCGUUACAGUAAACGGCCGAUAAUAUUUCGUUGAUGUCAUCUGAAAUUUCGUCACGUGAAUUUUCGCUCACUUUGAUUUUGCGAAAAGAAACUCACGUUUCUUCCUCUUCUUUCUAAUUUCUCCUUCUCGUUCCUUUAAAAUGCCGGAAGAUGAACGUAACGUAGUGACAUGCGUCAGAUACAUAUAUAUGUAGGAUUUGAAAGACCAAACUUUUAGCAGAGAUUCAUUUAAAGUAAUAAAUUUCAUCCCGAUUAGUAAAUUUGAUUGAUAAAUUUUUGUUUAAAAUGAAUCAGGUCACUUGUACUUGACUCUUCAUUUUACAUUACAAUGACUUUAGGAAUAUUCCUGGGUUCAAAACUUGUCGCAUUCGACAAGUGAAGAAAUGACAUGGAGAUUACAGUUGUUCAUUCUGAGAUCAAUGCAAGUCGUAUAUUCGUAGGAAUGGUCAUAUAAUUAUCUCAUCCUAGUUUCCCUCGUUGUCCUGACAACGCAUUACAUUGCGAUCACGAUCAAAGCGUUUGUUGACUAGCGUCGGAACCUAAAAUACUCUUUUUCCCGGAGUCGAUCUUUUUGUCCCUUUCAUCCUUCUUCGUUUAACGGGUUAUCGCCAUGGCCAAAUUUGUGAGUACUUACGAGAAGCCUUUGCCUCAUAUCGGUCUGCCGGAUUGGUACGCCAAACAAUGGGAACUUGGGCAAAGCGCGGACGUUAGAAGAUCCGAGGCCUGUCAAUUACGCAACUCGAGCAGAACUGUUCGCUCCGAGGGGAACACAACAACGAAAUGGGACACUUAUAUGAAUAAUACUCGAUUGGUGGAUAGACUUACAGAAUUAUCGAGAUGGAAGGACGUAUUCGAGGACUUGUUGCAAAGGUUGCUUACUGAAAUACGUUUACUAAACGAUGAGAAAGCCAACAUGGAGAAGGAGAUUGAAAAUAUAAGCUAUUCCUUGCGAGUAGCCAGUGAAUGCAUUUCAAUGAGAGAUUGCCGUAGGGGAACUGAGCUCACGUACGACGAAGCUGACAUCGAGUUAAAGAAGGAGCUCUGCACGCUUGGACACCUUCAAGAGGAAUUGACGAAAAGAGCGCAGGCCGUGUGGGAAAAGUUGAAUCAUUUGGAAACUGUGAAAUUUGAAUUGAAUUUGGACAUAGAGGACAAAAACGAAACCAUCAGAAUAGACAAGGAGAACCUCGAAUUGGAUCAUACUUGCGCGAAUAUAAGUUACAAGCCGAAAACGUUGAUUACUGAGGGAACCAAAUCAAUUAGCUACGAGAUGUGGUUGGAGCGAUGCCAUCGUACUAAAACAAUGCUCGACAACGAACUAAAUGACUGUUAUACCUUUCGUGAGACUAUGCGUGUAACGAGGGAACAUGCAUGGAACGAUAUUAAAGCUCAACAAGACGUAACGGAUUAUACUUUGAGAAAGAGGAUUUAUCAAACGCAAAAGGCCAGAAACGAGCUAGAGUGGCAAAAACUCAAAGUACAGAAGGAGAUGGAAAUGUUGAGAAAAGAGAUAACCGAGGCAGAGGGGGCAUUAACGAGUAAAACAGACAUUGUAAAAUGCGUCGAAACACGACUGGGAAAUCGUACUUAUCGGCCUGGAGCGGAGCUGUGUAAGGAUCAAGUCGAGCUAGGCCUGAAGAGCGAAGUGCUGCAACUGCGGCAAACUGAGGAAGACUUGAAUAAGAUCAUCGAGUGUUCAAGAGCAAGUUACAACAGUCUGGAGUCUUUGCUUACACGUAUCGUCAAGAAUCUCGAGGAUAAGCAACACUCUCUUAAUACCGAUGUCAUGUGUCUAGACAUGAGAUCGACAAAAACAGGGGACAGGUCGUAUUCAUCUAAUGAGACAAAUCGUAACAUCACGUUGACUCGCAUGGAGGAAGAAAUACCAAUGGAAUCCUAAUUCCACUUUAAUGCGCCUAACUGGCACUCCGCACUCGCUGUCUCGCGUUUGUAAAACCUGAAUUUGUUAUAGCAAUACAACACUUUUCUCCAAAUAUGUGUACCCUCAGCACUAUCACAAAUAUACGAGUAUUAAAGGAA
Ooceraea biroi (clonal raider ant) is the source of this 2915-nucleotide messenger RNA. Its product is annotated as tektin-2. Gene Ontology annotation, cellular component: microtubule cytoskeleton; nucleus. Gene Ontology annotation, biological process: cilium movement involved in cell motility; cilium assembly. The record is from RefSeq and is a predicted model, not a curated record. Lineage: Eukaryota; Metazoa; Arthropoda; Insecta; Hymenoptera; Formicidae.